UUAUGGUCAAUACGUAGGGCUUUUAGUCAUGUCGACUCUAAAACGUUUUUGACUUUGUAUACAGUGUUCGUUUGUCUUAAACUUCAGUACUGCAUACAAGUGGCCAUCCUCUGCUUAAAAUAAGACAGUGAGCCUCUGGAAAAGGUUCAGAGAACAGCAACUAAGCUGAUUCCCGGAAUAGCGAAGCUUCCGUAUGAUACUCGACUAGCCAAGCUGAACCUUUUCCCGUUGUCGUAUUAAAGAACUAGAGACGAAUUGAUUACAGUUUUCAAAUUGCUUAGUGAUAAAUUCGCACCUGAUAUGCCCUCAUUUUUUCUUGUCUUCCAAAACAGAGAAUUUACGAGGACACUCCGAAAAAGUUCAGAAGUCGAGAACAAAUUACUUGUCAGUUGACUAUCGACUUUCCCGUCGAAUCAUCAACGAAUGGAUCAACAGAGGGACCACCAUUGCCAGGAAUAACAUAAGACAUCAGGCCUCCUGCCCUUCCAAAACUGAAACUGAAACUGAGAGAAACCAAUCGGUUCAUACGAGUUAUUGGAUAGUGAUUUAGUACAGCGAGUUUUCAAGAAUGGCCAAGGUCGCUUCUGCAGUUCUGCGCAUCUGUGAUACAUUCCUUUUUGACUGUGAUGGUGUCAUCUGGAAUUCCAACGUUCUUAUUCCAUCGGCUCAAGCACUUAUACAAUACUUGUUCGACCGCAAAAAGAAUGUUUUUCUAAUUACGAAUAAUAGCAGAAGAUCUGUAAAAGAAUACGUCUCCAAAUGUAAUGGCUUGGGACUCCCAGUAUCGGAAAGAAAUAUAAUAUGUACAGCUCGUGUUGCUGCUUGUUUUCUUCGAGAAAAAAUAUCCGACGGGGAAGUAUAUGUGGUUGGUGAGAGCGGAAUCAGCACUGAAUUAAAUGAAUCUGGAGUAUCUCACUUUGGAAUCGGACCUGACUUCCCAGCCGACUCGUCUAAUCCCCUUCAUGGAGUGGAAUUAAGACCAAACGUGAAAGCCGUUCUUGUAGGCUUUGAUAGUCACUUUAAUUACAGGAAACUGAUGCGAGGAACUGCCUACAUAAAUAAUGGGGCUUAUUUCUACGCUACGAACGAAGAUGCACAACUACCGGGUGGCAAUAUUGUCUUCCCAGGUACUGGAUCUAUCGUAUCAGCUUUCAAAGUUGCUUCAGGAAAGGAGCCUGUUGUAUUUGGAAAACCACAUAAACCUAUGUUUGAUCUACUCUGCCAAUAUUGCGAUUUGGACCCUUCAAAAACUAUAAUGGUUGGAGAUAACUUAUAUACUGAUAUCGCAUUUGGGAAUAAAUUUGGUUUGCAUACAGUAUGCGUCCUGACGGGUGUCACUAAUCAAACGUUAGUUGAUAAAGUAAACUGUUCACCAGAAGAUGAACUUUUUCGACCAAAAUAUGUUUUGCAAUCUGUUACAGAUAUUUUAAAUAUUUUAAAAGAAUAAAUCAACUGUUCUUACCGUCUUAUUUACUCCUAAAAUAUUUCUCCUUAGUUCGUAUGUAUUGUCAUGUACCAUUGAUUAUCUUCUAAUUAGCUUACUCAGAUUUUGUGAUUUACAUUGUUCGCUCAUUAUGUUUUUAGGCCCUUCUUUAUAUUUAUAUAAAAUAAGUGCUUGUAAACAUAGAAUUGAAUCUUAACAAGACACACUUUUAUAUGGCUAUAUAAAUUAUUGUCACUUUUCUAAACUGAUAUACUGCUUUUUUUCUGGCAGUGAUAUAACAGCAGGAGAAUAAAAAUUAUUUUCGGUUUGUCAAGUUAUAUUACGAUUAUACGAAUGCGAUCGCCUGGCUAGAUCGAUACGCUAUACACAGACU
Schistosoma mattheei is the source of this 1817-nucleotide messenger RNA. NCBI's taxonomy places the organism in Eukaryota, Metazoa, Platyhelminthes, Trematoda, Strigeidida, Schistosomatidae. The record is from the annotation of a GenBank genome assembly.